UCAAAACAAAGGAGCGCCUGUCAGUCAUGGUGAAUGUGGCUGGGGGAGAAUGAUUGGGGAUUUUUUUUUCCAAUUUAAGAGGGAUUGGAAGAAGAUGCAAAGAAGGCAUAGUAGCAAUGCUGACAACAUCCCAUCAGAAAGGACAAGGAGUCAGGCAGUUGGUUCAGAGACCAGUGUGGAUGAAAAUGGUGUUUUUGAAGGACUCAAACCUGAAAACCCAUCAGCUCAGCAGAUGUUUUCUGGUUUGACAAGUCUACAAUCGGGCCCAAUACCUGCUGCUUCCUUCCAGUCUAGUCUGGUCUUGGGGUCUUCACUCACUGCUUCAGUUGGAAGUGGAGAUGUGUUCAUUCAGAUGACACCACAAGAGGAGGGAUCCAUUCGCACAGAGAAUAUGCAAUACCAUCAUCGUCAUCGGCAUCAUCAUUAUCACCACAGCCAUCAUCGUUCAUCUCUGUUGCACGUUUCUGGUGAUCGUCAUGGCAACACAGAAGAUGUCAAUGAUGACCCUGGGACUCCUGCCCCAGCACUUUCAGAGCUCAAGGCUGCAGUCAACUGGCUUCAGAAGGGCCUUCCGUUUAUCUUAAUAUUGCUGGCUAAAGUUUGCUUUCAACAUAAGCUUGGAAGAAAUAGUCCACAACAGGACAGAGAGCCAAAGACAGAUGGUAUUGCUGUGUGUAUUGGAAUGGCAAGUACCUUUGCAUACGCAAACUUAACAGUUAAACACCAAGUUUCUUUAAGAGAGAAACGAUCAGUGCUUGUUUGCCUGUGGAUAUUGGUAUUUCUCACUGGGAACACGUUGUUUUUAUAUUAUACUUUUAGUGCCCAGGAGCUCUAUAAGAGCUUGAUAUUUAUGAAGACUAGUGUGGAAAGCCAGGAUUUCUUUGAUUUGCUUUGGAUUGCAGGAAUUACAGAUUUUGUGCUGAAAUACAUUACAAUUGGUUUCAAGUGCUUGAUCCUUAUUCUGCCUAGAAUAAUAUUAGCUUUCAAGUCAAGGGGAACACUUUACCUCCUAAUAGAAGAGACGAGUCAGUUAUUGAGAUCCAUGAUGCCUGUACAGCUGUGGUACAAAUGCAUAAUGGGCGAAGACUCCAUCAAUAGUUACUUGUUGGAAGGCACCCUGAUUGUUCUGUACAGUCUUUGUAAGCUCUUGGAUGUUUGUGGUCGAAUAGGGGGUUUGCGAAAGGCCUUGAAGAUCCUGUGUAAAUCGCAGAGCUGUGGUGUACCAGCUACCAGCCAGCAGUGCAGUGAAGCUGGAGAUAUCUGUCCAAUCUGCCAGGCAGAAUUUCGAGAACCUGUGGUGUUGAUUUGCCAGCACGUCUUCUGCGACGAGUGCGCUUGCCUGUGGUUUGACCGAGAGAGGAGCUGUCCAAUGUGCCGCACCGCUGUCAGUGAAAGCCUGCGGUACUGGAAGGACGGAAGCACCUCGGCGCACUUCCAGGUGUACUGACGGCCAGCCGUGGCGUGGAGACCAGCCCUCGGGGAGGUGAGGAAAUGCAGCUGUGCAACAGCUGGGAUCAAGCUGCCUGUUAUUUAUCGCGAAGAAAGUAUACAGACUCCACGUGGAACAAUAAUCAUAACAAUGUUUCAAAAUCAGCGCCUAUUCGGUAAAGGUAUUCCAUUCUUAAUGAUAGAUAAAACACCUUACCAAACAAAGUAAAUGUAUUCGAGUGUGUUUUUUUUCAGCAGCAAUGUACAUUGUGCGAGCAAUAUUCAGUGAAUGAUGUUCUUUUUCUCUCUUGAUUGCUGUGAUCUGUAAUCUUCAUUAAAUAUUUGU
Hemiscyllium ocellatum (epaulette shark) is the source of this 1774-nucleotide messenger RNA. It is a transcript of the gene rnft2, whose product is annotated as ring finger protein, transmembrane 2. The coding region runs from base 50 to 1447 and encodes 465 amino acids. Gene Ontology annotation, biological process: positive regulation of ERAD pathway. The transcript is spliced from 11 exons. Gene Ontology annotation, molecular function: ubiquitin protein ligase activity. The record is from RefSeq and is a predicted model, not a curated record. NCBI's taxonomy places the organism in Eukaryota, Metazoa, Chordata, Chondrichthyes, Orectolobiformes, Hemiscylliidae.